AUGGCCUGGCGAGCCCCACACUCACUGCUACUGCUGCUGCUGCUGUUCCCAGGCUCUCAGGCACGAUCCAAGGCUCAGGUACUUCAAAGAGUGGCAGGGCAGACGCUGACCGUGAGAUGCCAGUACCCGCCCACAGGCAGGUUCUACGAGAAGAAAGGUUGGUGUAAGGAGGCAUCAGCACUCCUGUGCAUCAGGUUAGUCACCAGCUCCAAGCCCAGGACAGUGGCUGGGACCUCUCGAUUCGCAAUCUGGGAUGACCCUGCUGCUGGCUUCUUCACUGUCACCAUGACUGAUCUGAGAGAGGAAGACUCAGGACACUACUGGUGUAGAAUCUACCGCCCUUCUGACAACUCUGUCUCUAAGUCCGUCAGGUUCUAUCUGGUGGUAUCUCCAGCCUCAGAGAGUACCCAGACCUCCUGGGCUCCCCGCAACCUGGUCUUUUCACAGACCCAGACCCAGAGCUGUGUGCCUCCCACUGGAGGAGCCAGAGAAGACCCUGAGUCUCCAGCUACCAUCACUGUCCCUUCACAGUCACAGAACUCCACGCUCCACCCUGGCCCUGCAGCCCCCAGUGCCCUGGUCCCUGUGCUCUGUGGACUCCUCGUAGCCAAGAGCCUGGUACUGUCGGCCCUCCUCGUCUGGUGGUGAGUGUGGAAUCGGCAUGUGCAGCAUCAAGGGAGGUCUCUGCUGCACCCAGCUCAGCCCAGGCCCCAGGCCCAUAGACACUUCCCACUGAGCCACAGGACCUCAGGGGGAACAUAUGGUGGAAAACCCUGA
Molecule: messenger RNA, 777 nt
Organism: Piliocolobus tephrosceles (Ugandan red Colobus)
Lineage: Eukaryota; Metazoa; Chordata; Mammalia; Primates; Cercopithecidae
Gene: NCR2
Product: natural cytotoxicity triggering receptor 2
Exons: 7
Cellular component (GO): cell surface
Molecular function (GO): signaling receptor activity
Source: RefSeq, a predicted model, not a curated record